This is a messenger RNA of Phlebotomus argentipes, 957 nucleotides long. RefSeq names its product probable Golgi SNAP receptor complex member 2 (gene Membrin). Bases 115 to 750 code for a protein of 211 amino acids. Gene Ontology annotation, molecular function: SNARE binding; SNAP receptor activity. Lineage: Eukaryota; Metazoa; Arthropoda; Insecta; Diptera; Psychodidae. Gene Ontology annotation, cellular component: Golgi apparatus; ER to Golgi transport vesicle membrane; endoplasmic reticulum membrane. Gene Ontology annotation, biological process: vesicle fusion; vesicle-mediated transport. The record is from RefSeq and is a predicted model, not a curated record. The transcript is spliced from 4 exons.
UGGCGGAAGCUGUGAGCAUCAGAACUCACAGCAUUUAAGUUUUCAGUGGUUGCCACGAAGCGCUAGCGUCGUAAAGCAAAAACGCGUUGGCAAAAUAUAUUUUUGUAGAAAAUCAUGGAACCUCUCUACCAUCAGACGAAUAAAUUGAUACAGGACACACAGGAGUGCUUCCAGCAGCUCAACAAUUCACAAGUGGAUGUGGCGAGUGUUGAGAGUGAGAUUUUGUCAAAAAUCACCGCUGUCAAUGCGAAUUGUGAGCGACUUGAUGUGUUCCUGUACAAAGUACCUGUGGCUCAGCGGCAAAAUGCCAAGAUGCGGGUGGAUCAGCUGAAAUACGACAUCCGGCAUUUGCAAGCUGCUCUGAGAGUGUGGCAGGAGAAGAAGAAGCGAAGGGAGAUAGAAAUCAGCGAAAGAGAGCAACUUCUGAACCGUCGUUUCACUGCAAACACUGAAAUGUCGAUUGAUAUUGAUUAUUCCGUGCAACACCACAAUGCAAUGCAGAACGCCCACCGAGGAGUGGAUGAUAUGAUAAGCUCAGGUGGCAACAUUCUUGAUAAUCUCCGAAGUCAGCGAGAGACACUGAAAGGCGCCCACAAACGUAUCAUGGAUAUUGGGAAUACGCUAGGAUUGUCGAAUCAGACCAUGAGGAUGAUCGAGAGGCGCGUGAAGGAAGACAAAUACGUGCUAUUCGGCGGAAUGUUUGUCACAGUGACGAUAAUAGGGCUAUUUUUGUAUUACUUUGUAUUCUAGCCCAAAGCCUCUGAACUUUCCCGCCCAACCACAUUUCCAUUGUUUAUAAUGUGUCCCAAUAGUUCAUACUAUAUGCGGCUUUUGCUAAGGCAAAUACAGAAAAUUUAUUUAUUGAAUGUUUUCUACACAUAUUUGAAAGAAGUUAUUUUUAAGUUUCCCGCGCUGCAAAUAUGAUCGUCAAGCAGCGCCUCUGGUGAUUAACAUUCU